UGGCAUGUGGAGCCCCGAGUACACAACGUCGACGAUCAACGGCUUGCCGACGUGUUCGACCAACGACUGGGUUGUCUCGGGCGCUACGUACGACGGUGUGUCGGCCUGCUCGAAUGUCAAGUCGACCAAGAUCUCCGUCAACCCGUUCCGUUGCGUGCAGUACAACGCGGCCAAGAGCAGCCGAGACAUCUACGACUGCGGUGCCUGCUUUUACGGCUGGAAGUUUGCUUCGAACGGGGACGUUGUCUCGUACGAGAGCGCGUCCAGAGCCGCGGGCAUCCGCUUGAAGGCGUUCUUUGUGCCGCAAAUUAUCAAGAGCCUCGGCGACAUGCGAUCAUGCUUGAUGACCAACGAUGCAAAGCUCGCGUUGCUCUGCGACUUUAUUGAACGCGACAGCCUGGCGCCGGGCGCCAAGGCGACGUGCGUCCAGAAAAACCGCGUCCGGUACCCGUUUGCGAAGCCGCUUACCGACGCCGCGCCGUGCGCCGCGUAUGCCGUCAAGAACAACCAAGUGGUCUGCACGAAGUGAGCACGUUCGACAUGCGUGGAAGCGUCAAAGCACUCUAUCCUUGGGUGUCCUUAUCGUAGUUGGAAUCAAUCCUUUCGCAUCCA
Molecule: messenger RNA, 612 nt
Organism: Saprolegnia parasitica CBS 223.65
Lineage: Eukaryota; Oomycota; Saprolegniomycetes; Saprolegniales; Saprolegniaceae
Exons: 1
Coding region: 5-529 (174 amino acids)
Source: RefSeq, a predicted model, not a curated record